This is a messenger RNA of Penicillium alfredii, 1074 nucleotides long. Its product is annotated as D-mandelate dehydrogenase-like dehydrogenase. Gene Ontology annotation, cellular component: cytosol. Gene Ontology annotation, molecular function: hydroxypyruvate reductase [NAD(P)H] activity; NAD binding; glyoxylate reductase (NADPH) activity. Lineage: Eukaryota; Fungi; Ascomycota; Eurotiomycetes; Eurotiales; Aspergillaceae. The transcript is spliced from 2 exons. Bases 1 to 1074 code for a protein of 357 amino acids. The record is from RefSeq and is a predicted model, not a curated record.
AUGGCGCCCAAACCUAUCGUCCUCCACCUGGGGGAUGCCAUCAAAUACAACCAUGAGUUCUACAACAAGGAAUUUCUCAGCCGCUUCGAUGUCAUUCAAGCGACAGAGGCCGACCGAGAAGGCUUCAUCCAAGCCCUCAAAUUAAAGAAAUACGGCGAAUUCUCCGCCCUAUUCAGACCACACUUCCAAACAGGAGGGUUCAUGGGCCAUUGGAACACAGAGCUGAUCUCCCAUCUACCAUCGAGCGUGCGAAUCUUUGCCUCUGCAGGCGCGGGAUUCAACUGGGCGGAUGUCGAUGCACUCGGACAGCACAAGAUCUGGUAUGCCAACGGCGCGGGGGCAUCCGACGAGGCAGUCUCCGACACAGCGCUGUACAUGAUCCUGAGCGUGUUCCGGAAUUUCACACGCUCGCAGCUGGCAGCACGAACGGCAGAUCCCGAGGUUUUCACUGCGACGCACAAGCUGAUUGCGACAAUUUCGCACAAUCCCCGAGGGCAUGUCCUUGGCGUUGUGGGGUUUGGCAAUAUCAGCAAACAACUAGCGUUGAAGGCGCACAUGGCACUGGGCAUGGAGAUCCAUUACUUUGAUAUUAUUCGCGCUGAUUCGAAGGAGGAAGCUGAUCUGCAUGCCACGUAUCAUGCCUCCCUGGACGACCUGUUGAAGGUCGCGGAUUGCGUUUCGCUGCACACGCCUCUCAAUCCGCAUACGCAGGAUUUGAUUGAUGCGAGGGCAUUGUCGUUGAUGAAACCUGGUAGCAGAAUUGUUAACACUGCCCGUGGGCCAGUUCUCAAUGAAGAUGCCUUGGUUCAGGCCUUGGAGACGGGCCAUCUCUCUGCUGCGGCGCUGGAUGUCCACUACAAUGAGCCACAAGUGUCUCCGAAACUGGCGAGCAUGGAUAAUGUCACCCUUACCACGCAUAUUGGUGGCGGGGCGCUGGAUACCAGAAUCAACUUUGAGCUCAAUGCUAUGCGCAAUAUCCUUGCGGUGGUUGGAGAACAGGGGGAGUUUGCGGGAGAGCCGCUUACGCCAGUAAAUAGGAAGGCUUUCGAAGCAGCAGGGCAGACCUAUCUCUGA